Molecule: messenger RNA, 2154 nt
Organism: Aplysia californica (California sea hare)
Lineage: Eukaryota; Metazoa; Mollusca; Gastropoda; Aplysiida; Aplysiidae
Product: 5'-nucleotidase domain-containing protein 3
Molecular function (GO): 5'-nucleotidase activity
Source: RefSeq, a predicted model, not a curated record
GAGAGGAGAAUGGCGACUGCUAGGUUUGGCUGUAGGGCGAUCAGUCGUGCUUUCACUCAUGCGUUCCAAAGACGCCGUGCUCCUUGCCUUUUGCAUGAGCUCGGAAAAAGAAGCUAUGUCGCUUCCAAAGUGCAACUGGAAGAUCUUUACAGAUCCAGAAAAGAUGCUGCUGAAGCUGAAGUUGCCUCCCCUGACCAGAACCCGGAGGCUAUCUUUGCCAACAACGAGCUGUCGCUGAGCCAGGUGGAAGUCUACGGCUUCGACUACGACUAUACCCUGGCCACCUACACGCCCGACCUCCACAAGCUGAUCUUUUCCCUCGGCAAAGAGGCGCUGGUGAACAGGCUCAAGUAUCCCGGGGAGAUCUUACAGCUGGAGUAUGACUCGGACUUUGCCGUGAGAGGCCUGCACUACGACGUCAGGAAGGGUCUGCUCAUGAAAAUUGACCAGUUCCACAACAUCCAGCUAGGCACAGUGUACAGGGGCCUGUCUCCAGUGGCGGACGAAGAAGUGAAGGCGCUGUAUGAGGGGACUCACAUACCUGUGGAGAACAUGAACACUUUCUACGGAUCGGGUCGCAUGCAUCAGAUGGUGGAUCUGUUUGCCCUGCCGGAGGUCACCUUGAUCUCUAUGGUCACAGAGUACUUCAUCAAAAACAACAUCUCCUACGACCCUGAGUACGUGUUCUAUGAUAUCCGGAAUGCCGUGCAGGCGAUUCACAGCUCGGGCAUUCUCCACCAGGCCAUCGUGAGAGGUUUGGACCGCUACCUGUGCAGAGACAAGUGCCACGAGGUGAAACUUCUGCUGGAGAAACUGGCCGGGGAGGGGAAAAAACUCUUCCUCAUCACCAACAGUGGAUUCCCCUUCAUCGACGUGGGCAUGGCCUUUCCGAGUCUACAACACAGAGAUUGAGGCGCCCGAGUGGGGCCGCGUCACGCAGCUCAGAAAGGGGGUGGUCUACCAUCAGGGCAAUCUCCACGAACUACAGAAGAUGACGGGAUGGUACGGGCCGAAGGUGUUGUACUUUGGGGACCACGUAUACAGUGACCUCAUUGACCCUUCCUUACGGUUUGGCUGGAGGACGGGAGCCAUCAUCCCAGAGCUGGAGACGGAGGUGUGCAAACAGAACUCUCCGGUGUACAAGUCAUCGGUGCGCUGGCUCAUAGCUCUGCAACACCUCAUUGAUGAGAUGCAGCACCAGAACAGCGAGGAGAGCAAGGAUAUGAUCAAGGCCUGGCUGGCAGAGAGAAGUGAGCUCAGAGUGUUCACAAAGUCGCUGUUCAACCCUCACUUUGGGAGCCUGUUCCGCACCUACCACAACCCGACUUACUUUUUCCGCCGCCUGGCGCGCUUCGCCGACAUCUACACGUCCAAUUUGACCAACUUGCUGCGCUACUCCACGGACUACACCUUCUACCCACACCGCAUCCUGCUGCCACACGAGCCCAGCCUGUACACUGCGCGCGUUGCUGAGCGCACCAGCACACACGCUGAACGCACCAACACACACGCUGACAGAAGUAGUGCGAAUAGUGAACUGCAUUAGCUGAGGCUGACAGAAGUGUGAAUGUAGGUGUGAAACAUGAACUGCAUUUGCUGAAUUUGACAGAAGAAAAAGUGUGAACGUGAACUUGAUGGAGCUUUUAAAAAAAACAUGGGUGUGAAACAUUCGCUGACGCUGAUAGAAAACGUGUGAACGAGCGAGUGAAACUGCAUUAGCUAGCGCUGAUAGAAGAAGUGUGAACGUGAUUUUGAUGGAGCUUUCAAAACCUAAGUGCUGCCGUUAUUGGCUUUCUAAACUCUGAAAUAAUAAUAUUUGUAUGACAUUUGUAUAACAGUUGACCUUAUACAGGGUAAGACAGCCAGAUAGACAGGUAGAAUGAUAGAUAAUUAUACCUGGCAUUUAUGUAGCUCUCAAGCUUACAGUUGGUGUGACAAGAAGAUAGAAUGACUUUGAAUAAUUAGAUGUAUGACAUUCAUAUUUAUAGCGCUCAACCCCGAUGAAAGAACACGGUUUCUGAGGGUUUGACAAAUGCACAGCAACACAUAAACACUGCAUUGUGUUCUCGCUACAAAUAUAAUAUAUAUAUUUUAUAUAUCUCUCAUGAAUGUGAGAAGAGAAAUGUCUGUAGCUGAAGUUUGAAUAAAAGAAAA